AUGCCAUAUCUACUGGAUAGAAUUAUAUCUAUGACCCGACUCCUCCACCUCCUCCACUUUCUUAGGCCCAUUAGACUCCUCUUCCUCUGUGACAUCAUAUCCCUCCCCUCAGCGCCAUUAGACUCCUCCUUGGCACUGCUGUUAGAUUCCUUCACCAGCGUCCUAUUAAACUCUUCCCCCUCAGUGCCAUUAUACUUCUUCUCAAUGCCAUUAAAUUCUUCCACCUCAAUACAAUUAGAUUCCUCCUCCUCCUCCUUAGUGCCAUUAGGUUUCUCCUACUCAGUGCCAUUACACUCCUCCUCCUUAAUGCCAUUAGGCCCCUCCUCUUUAGUGCCAUUAGACUCAACCUCCUUAGUGCCAUUAGGCUCCUCCUCCUUAGAUAUUAAUCGUCAUCGUUCUCUUAUCUAUCUAUCUAUCUAUCUAUCUAUCUAUCUAUCUAUCUAUCUACUUCUACUAAUAUUUAUCAGUCUGCAUCUAUCUAUCUAUCUAUCUAUCUAUCUAUCUAUCUAUCUAUCUAUCUAUCUAUCUAUCUAUCUACGCACUUCUGCUAAUAUUUAUCAGUCAUUUGAAUUAUACAAAUUCAUAUCUAUAAAAAUCCGGAUCUAUCUAUCUAUCUAUCUAUCUAUCUAUCUAUCUAUCUAUCUAUCUAUCUAUGUCAGCAUAAUAUCUUCAUAUCUAUCUAUCUAUCUAUCUAUCUAUCUAUCUAUCUAUCUAUCUCAGUCUGUAAAUAUCAAUCUAUCUAUCUACACAUUUAGUCUUCUCAUAUCUCUCAGUCAUUUCAAUUAUACUAAUUUUAAUAUCUAUCAAUCUAUCUAUCUAUCUAUCUAUCUAUCUAUUUUAAAUAUAUUUUCUAUCUAUCUAUCUAUCUAUCUAUCUAUCUAUCUAUCUAUCUAUCUAUCUAUAUCAGUCUUCAUUUCAAUUAUACUAAUUUUAAUAUCUAUCUAUCUAUCUAUCUAUCUAUCUAUCUAUCUAUCUAUCUAUCUAUCUAUUUUAAAUACCUUUUCUAUCUAUCUAUCUAUCUAUCUAUCUAUCUAUCUCAUCAUUUCAAUUAUACUAAUUUUAAUAUCUAUUAUUAUCUAUCUAUCUAUCUAUCUAUCUAUCUAUCUAUCUAUCUAUCUAUUUCAUCAAUUUUGCUGUUACACUCGGUAUAUCUAUCUAUCUCUGUAUGUAUGUAUGUAUGUAUGUAUGUAUGUAUGUAUGUAUGUAUGUAUAUAUGUAUAUCUAUCUAUCUAUGUAUCUAUCUAUCUAUCUAUCUAUCUAUCUAUCUGA
Messenger RNA from Acanthosepion pharaonis, 1269 nucleotides. The record is from the annotation of a GenBank genome assembly. Lineage: Eukaryota; Metazoa; Mollusca; Cephalopoda; Sepiida; Sepiidae.